AGUUGACACUGACACAAAACGAUGACGACAAUUGAUGUUAUUUUUUCUGUUUCUAAAAAAUUGUUAUCAAAUUUUCUUAUUAAACUCUAUUCACUAUAGCAAUUGUUACGUUUUAUUGUGAUUAUAAUUAGCUUACGUGUUAUUCAAUACUUACUUGUGUUGUAGUGUAGUAUCUGUUACGGGACCACAAUAUGGCAGAAAUGGGAGAGAAAUAUAACACUAAAUGUCCAGGGGUGAAACGCCUUAUGAGAGAAGCUAUGGAAUUGGCAGAAGCCACUGAAGAAUAUUGUGCACGACCGCUGGAAGACAACCUUUUCGAAUGGCACUUCACGGUACAAGGACCAAAAGGUACUGAUUUCGAGGGUGGUGUGUACCACGGUAGGAUAUUAUUACCUAAGGAAUAUCCUAUGCAUCCACCUCAUAUCAUACUCUUAACUCCUAACGGUAGAUUCGAAGUUAAUAAGAAGAUUUGUUUAUCUAUAUCUGGCCAUCAUCCAGAAACAUGGCAACCAUCAUGGUCUAUCAGGACUGCCUUGUUAGCAUUAAUUGCAUUCAUGCCUACUCCCGCUGAAGGGACUAUCGGCUCAUUAGAUUAUACACCGGCAGAACGUAAAAUAUUAGCAAAAAAAUCCGCAAGUUGGGUCUGUCCCCAAUGUGGGGAUAUAUCAAAUCUCUUAUCAUCUACCGCAGCCAAGCCACCCACUGAGGAGGAGCAAUCAGUAUUGAAUCAAAUAGCAUUUAAAGCAGAAGAAGAACAAGCUCCAAAACCUCCUCCUCUGGAGGAACCAGCACAAGAAGUGGAACCCCAGAUAUUAGAAUCAACUGAGUCAAGCACUAGUUUCUUAGACCAAUUAACAGAGAUUUUAGUGGCUCUUCUUGUGGGAGCUAUAGCCAUAUUUGUAUACAGGCGCUGGAGUACCUGGUAUGCAAUAGCAGAGGCUGAAAUGUAAAUUUUUACUACGCAUUAGAGUCUAAGUAUAGUAUAUAUAUUAUAUAUGUGAUUUGUUUUUAAUUAGUGAAUGUCAAGAAAUUUAUUAACUAAAUUAUCUAAUUGCAAUAAUCUUUUUGUAUAGUUGGCAAAAAUAAUUAUAAAGAUGAUUUUAUUUAAAAUAUACAUUACACUGUAAGAGUGUAUAAAACUAUAUAAUUUUUUGUAUCACCUACUGUUUUUUUUUAAA
Messenger RNA from Galleria mellonella (greater wax moth), 1178 nucleotides. Its product is annotated as ubiquitin-conjugating enzyme E2 J1-like. The coding region runs from base 192 to 950 and encodes 252 amino acids. Lineage: Eukaryota; Metazoa; Arthropoda; Insecta; Lepidoptera; Pyralidae. The record is from RefSeq and is a predicted model, not a curated record. The transcript has a single exon.